GAGCACGUCACGUGACGCGGAAGUGUUGCGAAUUCCACCGUAGUACAAUCUGGCUGCUGGGAAGGGACUCAGAGAACACCGGAAGUCAGAAGAGUGUUUAUGAGUUUUCAUUAUUCUCUCACUGGGUAAUAGGCAUUAUUAACUAGUACUAAACCUAGAUAUAAAGUAAUAGAGGGUGGUGGCAUACUGGUUAGCUUUAAUCACGGUUAGAGUAUCUUUCUCCUGUAAACUCGGUUUGUUGUGUAUAACAUUAUCCCUGCAGGUUCACAAUCAAUGCUCUCUGCUUCCCAUUAUUUUUUAGGGAUGGAGGGCCGAACCACUUAUGAUGAGUAUCCGUACCCCGUCGUAUUUCUGCCACCUUACGAGAAUCCCCCGGCUUGGAUCCCUCUGAAGGAGGUAAUUAAAUGUGACAGCACACUCAGGGGUUUAUUGGGAGAGAUAUAUUGUGCUUUAUCUGGAACAUUUGCACCUUGUGCAAUUAAUUAAAAUAUACAACAUUCCACUGGUAAUAUAUAAGAGAGUGAUUGGGGAGGGGGGUUGCACAAUUUUUGUAUGAGAUUUUUUUAUUUUUUUUUAUAAAGUGGGAUGGUCAGGCACCCUAAUGUAUCAAAUGUAUUCAUUGAGUAAAAUAUUAAAAUUCACCAUAAUUGGUUAACUCUGAUUUUAUCUACAGCGUAUGUAUCACUCAGAUUAUAACAAUCAGUUGACACAUUUCCUUCCACGAACUAUACUCCUGAAGAAGCCACCUGGAGCACAGGUCAGGAUUAAUGAUUUAUGUGGCGAAUUUUAAAAAUAUCUUUAAGUUUUUUUUUUUUAUUAAAAAAAAAAAAAAUAAUAAUUUACUAUUCAACAUACUUUUUUAAUUUCCACAGCUAGGAUUUAACAUCCGUGGUGGAAAAGCUUCACAACUUGGGAUCUUUAUCUCAAAGGUACGUUUUUGUUUUUUUGCAAGGCUCCUCUAUGUACAUAUAGAAUCAAAGUUACAAGUAAAAUGUGCAUUUAGCGGAACAUUGCUUUAGAUUUAAUGUGUUGUGCAAGUUAUGGAAUGGAGAUGUUAAGCAUACUUUAAUGCUAUUGGGUUGUGUUUCUUUCCUAUUGGAGGUGCGAGGAAGCACUAACCUAUGGGUUUGCUGUAAUGAAUAUGGUGCCAGGGGUGCCUUUGUACCCCCGCGAUGUAAGUAGAGUUGAACCAUAUGCCAACAGUUUAACAAAUUACCCAGGGACCACCAGGCAUUUGUCACUUUCCUCACUGAGAGGUGGAAAUGCUUGCAAGGAGCCUCCAUCGGCUCUCCUGAGAAACUGUUCGGGGCCAGCAUAUUCUAAGUUAAUAAACUAAGACUUGUACUGCCAUAUUUUGACUCAUUGAGAAGGUGAUAUGUACCUGGCCCUGCUGGCAGAUACCAAGUAAGUUAUCAAAACGUUUGCAAAUGGUAUCAACCUCUGCAAGGUGAAAGGCUUAUUUGACUUUUCUGGAACUAGAGCCAUACUACAUUAUCAUUAGGUUUAUAUAUUGCUGUAUAAUUUAUACUUCUGUUUCAAUGUUACUCCAGUUUUGGGUGUAUUAGGUUACAUAAUAUGGAGAAACAGCUGGGAUUUUCUUGAGAAUUGUGAUCUGCUAAUUCUGGCAUUACAUUAUGUGUUUAGGUAAUCCCAGACUCUGAUGCUCAUCGUGCUGGACUUCAAGAAGGAGAUCAGGUGCUGACUGUCAACAAUGUGGAUUUUCAAGAUAUCGAGCAUAGCAAGGUAUAUGGCCAAACUAAAGUCAGAUUUGUUACAAAAAAAUAAUAAUUUUCAUCUUAAGACAGCUGUCCAUAUGGUGCGAUAAUGUUUUGGAUAUUGGCAAGGUCACCUGCAAGUGCUCCGUGACCUCACACAUGCUUAGAAAAUUGUGGUAACCUUAAUUACAUACCAAAAACAGAAUGCAGGAGACAGUAACUCAAACAAAAUUGAUAUAAAGCAAUACGGAAUAAUGUUUUCUGGGUGCCUGAUUCACAGCCCUGCUGGACUGUCUGAUAGCAGAGAAGCAGCUAUUUUUACAAAAUAUUUCAGCUAUAAGGCACUCUCAGAAAUGAGAGUGGACUUAGGGGGCUCUAAGCAUCAAGCACUUUACAGUAAAGAAAUUGGUUAUAAUGCUUAGACUGACCCUCUAACUUCUGUUCCAUAAAACAAAUGAAACAUACGCUGCAUCUAUAAAGUAUAUUCUUCCACUUGAAAAAGCUCAACUUCCCCAUAUGAAGAUGCAAUACUAGUCAUUUUUCUUGAUAUCUGACUUUUGUAAGCUGGAUAAUUAAUUUUACUACAGUUAGCUAAAGUUUCAUUCCCUUUUUCUAAUGUUUGACAUCAGAAUUUAAUAUUUAUGUGUAUUUGUUUUAGGCUGUGGAGAUUUUGAAAACUGCACGUGAAAUCUUCAUGCAAGUUCGUUUUUUUCCAUACAGUAAGUAAUUACAGUGCAAAUACUGGCAUUUGGAGAAGAAUAAAGAUUUUCUUUCCUCGCUAUAAACAAUGGCAGCAUUAACAGAUGGGUAGCACCCCCAUCAGCUGUUUUAUCCAUUAAAUUAACUCCCCCUUUUUCUGUAUUCCCUAAUACUGUAUGAAGCUCUAGUCAGAAAACUGGGUGGGAAUCUACUGCAAGUAUAGAUAAUAGCCAGCAAAUGAACAUUAUGAUAAGUAUUCCUGGUUAACCAUGACAGCAUUAAUAUAUGGAUAAAGCCUAUCAAUGAAGAAAAAGGAAAUAGAUAGAGAUAGAUAUAUAUAUCUAACACACCACCUCUUUUCCAGGUAGGAUUUUGUCACAGAUCUUGUAACCACAGCCUUCUAGAGUAAUGAAAGUCCAGGACACAUCCAGCUCAGUUUUUCAGAUUUAUUUGGUGAAAUAUAAAUACAGGUGUUUCAAAAAUGAAAAAACAAAACAAAAUUCCUUGCUCUAGCACUUACUGUACACAGCAAAUCCCUAUCUGGAAUUGGGUGGCUUUCCCACUUGCCAAUUUACAAAAAGUAUAAUUGCAAGACACCAUUCCUCUGGCUUUUCCUCCUCACCCUGCAGCAUGCUGAUCCCUUCUUUUUAAAUGCCUGCUAGCUAAUUGAUCAGAUACAGGUGAGGUGCAAUUAGACAUAGGUGAAACUACUAAGCAAAAUAAAAGUUCUGGUCCGACUGUUACUUAGCAGCUGGUGCUAUUGGAGCACUGGCCCACCCUGCUCUCCAAGUGCUCCGCCCCAGGGACCCAUACCGUGGUUUGCAGAGUACCAGUAAUGCAUCUUGCAAACCGAACAUCUCUCCCUGGGACAUUUAACGCUCAAACCUCAGGCUGCUGUUCAGUAAAUCAGGCCUAAUGUAUAUGCCAUCAACUACCAAACCACAUUUUCUCUCACAAUAGGAAGACUGACAGCUAAGCUUUGUGCCUAUACUGGUUUUGCAAGGAUGAGGUAACAUGCAGUCAGUACUGGUGGAUGAAUGUAUUGAAGACUAAUUAGUAGCUCUGCACAUGCUCUCAGAGGAAAAUGCUUAUUCACUGCAGUGCAUGACGUAAAAUACUGAACCAGUGAGCCCUACUUUGAGCUGGCACCCGGAAAUUCUGACCUUAAAGCGGCACUGUCAUACCGAACUUACUUUUUUUUUUUUUUUUAAACUGAUUCCUCUUCUCUCCCUCUGUCUGGAUUUGUUCUUCAUUUCUUCCUGUCUGCUCUAGUUUUCUUUAAACCAUAAGACAAAGUAGAGACUAUGGAGGUUUCCUACGCCUGACCAGCGGAGGAGCAAAGUGUGCUUCGUUUCCAGUGAUCAAAGCAAUUUUCCCACAAUUCUCACCUUUCCUCCGUGAUCUUACAAUGCUUCUUGUCAGUAUUCCUGAACGUCCGGUUACUUAGACACAAUGCCGGCGAGCAGGGGCAUGUAAACAGACUCUGCAAUUGGUAGACACUGCACAUUUACAGCUGAGCACUCUCAACCAAUCAGUGUCUUCCUGCUCUGAAUUGAAUGGAUUCCUCUUUAAUACUGCUGACAAGGAAGUACUCUAAUAUCACUUCCUUCCAGCUCUAGCCAGCACUGCCCGGCACAAUCACAGCUAGCUAGCAAGCUGGGGAGGAGGGAAAUGGAAAAAUGUUGCCUGCCCUCCUCCAAAUGCUGAUUGUUUCCUGGUUCCACUGGGACACCCAUCAGAAAAGCUAUGGGGGAAUACAAGCUGAUCUCCCCAGGCAGCCUAUUUGUAAUCUUGGUUGCUUACCCCUACCAUGAAGAAAAAAAAAAAUCUGUGUUCUCCAAGUUAAACGUAAGUACAGACAGCUAUUUUGGUGAACUUUGAGAAGAAAGGGGAAGACACAAGAAUGGCAGGGAAUGCCUACUCCACAGCAACAGAUUGCAAAGCAGAAAAUGUUGCUUAUUAGAUCCACUUAUUAGAUCCACUAAUGAGAAGUUGGCACAAUGCGUCCGGGGAAAUAGGCUUAACUCCACCAGAAAACAUCAAACAAGAAACUGACUGGGUGAUUUAAAAACAAAACCAUGUUUUUUUCUGUAAAACAAAUACUUAUCCUAAAGCUAAAAGAACAGAGAAAAAAGACUGGGAUACAGGAAAGGUGAUCUAAUUUCCUAAAGUGCUACCCAUUUUAAUAUGCUAUGGUUGCCCAGGAAAUAUUUCAUAUUUAGAUUAAAAUAUGCCAUUCAUAUUGAUGGUGCUUGCAAUAACUGCCUUAAUAUGUUUGUGUUUGCUUUACAGAUUAUCAACGUCAGAAGGAGAGGACUGUUCACUAGGCACAGCAAAAGCCCUACUUGCGUACUUUGCUUCCGUCCAUAUUUAUUAGGUUAUUAAGGGGUUACUUUGGUGGUUUGGGAAAUAUCUCUGUGUACUACACUACAAAAGGGACGUUAACAUUUUUCUGUCAGCCAGCAUUACUUUUACAAUUCAUGUCAGUGGUAAUCGGAGAGCUUUUAUUUUUAAAAAUUCCAUGUCUGAAUAACUGUCAUAUUAAGCACAUUACUGCAAAAGGAGGGUAUAAAAAAAUUACAUUAUUGUCUCUUCAGUAAUUACGUGGGCUCUUGUCGCACCAUACAUUAGUACAUUCUUUAUUGUACAUGGAGACUAUGGGUGUUUAUUUGGGGGUGGGGGAAUUGCCAACUGUUUGAGUUCAAACGGUUUGACAAAAAAAUAAAAAUAAAAAGCAGGGUUGAGAAAACCAUAGAUUUCUUGCACAACAACCACGGUGAUGGGCUGUAGUGGGUAUGUUGCAUGGAGUGCCCCUUUAAAAAAAAAAAAAAACUACACGCGUGCUCUUGUACAGAGACUGUACAGAGACAUUCCAGCAAACUCUAAUUCCAUUAUGUGCAGGCUUACUACUUUUUAAAAAAAUAUUUUCUAGUUCAAUGCAAAAUAAAGUGUAUUCUUUCUUUACAAAAGUGUCAAUGUUAAUGCUGUGAUUUGAAAUCCGAUGUGUAGAGUGGCACCAAUGAAAUAUAGUGGUGCUAAUUAGUCAGUGAGUUGUGCUGUAUGAAGAUGGAGUUUUUUUUGGAUCCACAAUCUUGUAGGUGGAAGGGGAAAUUAUUUCUCAUCAGCAGUGCUUAAUUGCAUAAACUAUAUAGAGGAUUAUUUACUAAAGUCUGAAUUGCCCAGUAGCAAAUGGGGCCAUUUGGCCAUUGUUCAUAGUAUUUAACAAUAUCCAGAUUUUGCAGUCCUAGCUACAAACGAAGCAGAAAUGUGUCCGUAUUUCAGUGACACUGAAUGAUUUGACCACUGGCAACACCACCAGGCAAAAAGUUAAUAAAAAAAAACACCUGCAAAAAAAGCCUAUGAGGUCAGUAUGAUCCGCAUCUAACCUAUAAUAACACCUGUGUGCUCCAUAUGCAUAUCUACACAGCAAUGAGUAGCUAACUCAUGGUUAAAUACCUUUCCUACCUUGAGCUGUAUGGGCAAAGGUUGGAUUCAUUUUUCUGAUAUCAGGUUUUACAUGUUUUUUUGCUGUUUGGGUGUUUUUUUUUUCUUUUUCAGAUUUAAAUUUUUUUUUUAAAUGAACUUAGUAGCCCCCAUACACGGGUCAUGGGUGGGAGCUGAGGAAACAUUUAGUGUUCCCUCCUGGUUUAUAUUAUAGAGCACCAUUUGGUGCCCAUGGGAGGGGAUGGUGAAGACUUAACCAUGUUUACCUCACCAGCCAUUGGUGGGCAAAGGGGGGGGGGACAAUUGGAUGUGCCACCCCCCACCCCUUUUAUUGAUAAAUUGCCUCCACCAACUAUCUAUGGGUGAAGGGACACUGGUAGCAAUCUAAAAUAAUCAUAUCAAAAAUAAUUUAUUUUUAAUAUAAUAUAACAAUUCUUUUUCUAGCCCUUCCUCUCCUUUACCCUCACCCCAGAACAGAGAUUUGGGCACUUUACCACUUCUCAACUUUUCCACUUACACCUUUGUUUUGUUUCUUAGCUUCCCUUUCGCUUUAUUCUUUCUUCUCUGUGUACAUAGUUUAUCUUGUUAAACUCCCCUAAAUUACUGCCCUUUCCCUUCCCACUCAUACUUUAAAUGGCAUAGGAAAAACUGUGACCCUGAGUAUUCAUACGACUUACUUAUUUAUCUUUAGUGCACAUUACUUAUUUCCUUUACAUCAUCAAGAUCACAUGAUCAAACAUACUCACCUCCUACUAUCUCCUUCAAUUAUUUGCUCUGGUUAUACAUAUAUGCUCAGAAGUGUCUUAAGGAACCUAAUUUGUUCUGUUCAAUGCUCGGGUCACAUGCCAUUGAGAGGAGGUAAUACAUUUGUAAUCUCUGCAGACAGUUCUUGAGUGAUUAUAUUGUUGGUGAAUCUCCAAGUAACUGUUAGAUCAGAAUUAUAUAUACACAAUUUUUAAGCUAUUCCUUUUCUUUAUAAAAGUAAAAUAUUAACUAAUAGUGCAAGGAUAAUACAAUCUGAUUUUGAAACUCUGUUCAAUUUAAAAAACAAAACCAAAAAAAAAACCCAUCAGCUUUAAACUUCAAUUAGGUUUAUUAUGUAAAUUGUGACAUGUCCGAAAUGGACGAGGGAAUUUUAUAUUUUAGACCAAAAUAGUGGCAACUGAAGUAGCUGUGCAGAGCUGAUAUUUGCUGGACCCAAGACUCUGAUGUUAUGACGCCCACAGUGUCCCUUUAAUUAUAAAACUCCAGAUCUCGGGAGCGGAGCCUGACCUUCAAGCCAGCUAGAUACAUGUCAGAGGCUCCCACAACUCUUGCCGGUAUACUGUGAAUAUUCCUGGACUUCAAGCCGCCACAAAGGCCACAGUGCACUACUCAUGUCAGGAGUGCCCUGCCAAAUCAAAUGAGCACUCACUUGAAUUUCCAAACAACCGGGAUCUCUGGGUACAGUGCUGCGAGCUUACGAGCAUUGAAGAUGGGGAGUGGUGGCUGCUCUCUUGCUAGCUGUGUGAUAUCUUUAACCCCCCCAGACCGGUGGGGGAUAUCCCAGUCCCCACUUGACUGUCGCAUAUAACUAAAGAAGUCUCUCAAUCCUGCGGUCUGUGGCACAUAACUUGUGACAGGCACUCAAGAUGGUGGCCGCCUCCUCACUUGAAACGUAGGGCCUGCAUUUGUCCCAUGGGCCUCAUCGGAACUCCUUGGAUCGCAUCUUGCUGAAACUAGAUGAGGUGCUGCAAGAGUUCUGGCUGAAGCUUCAAAAUCGUGCACAAGCCAUUCCAUAUCAGUGGCUGGAAGGAACUGUGGAAAGCAAGACAGAGGAAGAGAGUGGAGCCUCUAUGGAUGCCUGUACCGGGAAGGGACAUACCCUUUUGUCCGCAUGCCUAAGCCGAGAGGCUCCUGAGGUACUGCCCCAAUGUAUCAACCACACAGACGGAGGAUCACCCGCCGCAAACCGCAUUCCUCACUUCGAUCCUCUACUUGUCCAAGAAAGGGGAGGGACCCAGACCCGGGUAACAUCCAGGCACAUGCUCCUGUGCUGCUGAAUUCCACACAGGCCUGGGACUGAUGAAGAGCCCUGACCAGCUAUGCUUUCUUGGGUUUACCCAUGGAACUCCCUCAAAUCGUGACACUUCUACAUUACCUCCAUGUCCAUGAAGGUUCCAGUUACCGCCCAGCAAUGAGAAUCGGGUGAUAGUAACUCUUGUUAGCUCUGGGCCCACUGUUAUUAUUUUCGCCAUGCUGUGUUAUUUUAUGUUAGUUCCUUCAUACGAGGCAUUAUUGCUAGGAUGCCCAGUCACAGUGGAAUUUUUAUUUUAGGCUUUCGUAUUGGUGGACACUGGCUGAGAAGCCUUACUACUAAGCUAGAUAUGUUUUAUACCAAUGCCUUUCAUGUAAUCAAUACUCCAUAAGAUAAGUCUGCCACAGCUAUGAUUCUGUCUACCUACUAGACUAACUUGCUAGACACUUAUUUUAUAUAUUUGAAUUUAUUUUGUUUCUUUGCAUAACUCAUCUAGUUAUACUUAGUUUUAGCAUGUUUACUUGACUAAAAAUUGUGCUGUUAUCAAAUCCCAUGAUAUUGUUCACUCUGUAUUUUUUCAUUAGCUUGUACCUGCUGUUGUGGCAACACAAGCUUGUUUGUAACUCUAAGCACUGCAAAAAUAAAGAAUGGGAAAAAAAAAAA
Pelobates cultripes (western spadefoot toad) is the source of this 8538-nucleotide messenger RNA. The record is from the annotation of a GenBank genome assembly. NCBI's taxonomy places the organism in Eukaryota, Metazoa, Chordata, Amphibia, Anura, Pelobatidae.